Tachysurus fulvidraco (yellow catfish) is the source of this 1640-nucleotide messenger RNA. Its product is annotated as protein phosphatase 1 regulatory subunit 15A-like. The transcript has 3 exons. Gene Ontology annotation, biological process: response to endoplasmic reticulum stress. Gene Ontology annotation, molecular function: protein phosphatase regulator activity. Lineage: Eukaryota; Metazoa; Chordata; Actinopteri; Siluriformes; Bagridae. Gene Ontology annotation, cellular component: endoplasmic reticulum; protein phosphatase type 1 complex. Bases 166 to 1620 code for a protein of 484 amino acids. The record is from RefSeq and is a predicted model, not a curated record.
UUGACUAGAAACAAAUAUUCGAUUUCCCAAUUACUUCAUUCUGGCAUUGGUUUCUAUCGGAAAACAGCGACCCCUAUCGAUGGUACAAGCGGUAAUAGUUUUUUAAGCUGGAAAUCAUCACUGGAGCAUCAGACAGAUAUUAUUUAUCAGAUAGAAACGGUGGUCAUGACCAGGAACAGUGAAAUCAAAAUGCCCACAAAUUUGGAGAAAACUGUAAAUCCACAAAUAAAGGUAAUGAUCAAUUCUGAUCAGCUGGCAGUGGCAGAAGUUCUGCAGGAUGAUCAUAGCCACUGUGAAACAGAAUGGAGACAGGAAGAAGAUUUGUCAGUUGAUGGAGCUUCAGAAAUGUCUCCAAAGAAAAGAGAGUUAUGGGACUUUGUCUUGAACAACAGUGCUACCUACAGUCCACUCUGCUUCUCCUGCCCUGCUGAAGUAAAUGCUUCAGGCAAUGAUCAUUGUGAUGAUGAACUUGUUUCUUGUGAUUAUCAAGAGACAGAAACUGAAUGGAGUGAGGACGAGUACAGUGAUUGGUCAGAUAAAAGAUAUGCAGAGAUGUCUCCAGAGAACAGAGAGUUUAGGGACCACUUCUUGAACAACAGUGAUCCCUACAGUCCACUCUGCUUCUCCUGGCCUGCCAAAGUAAAAGCUUCAGACAGUGUUCAUUGUGGUGAUGAUGAACUUGUUCCUUCUUAUUUUCAAGAGACAAAAACUGAAUGGAGUGAGGAAGAGGAUAAUGAUUGGUCAGAUGAAGAUUAUUCAGAGAUGUCUCCAAAGAUCAGAGAGUUAUGGGACUCCUUCUUGGUCAUCAGUGGUCCCUACAGUCCACUCUGCUUCUCCUGCCCUGCCAAAGUAAAAGCUUCAGACAGUGUUCAUUGUGAUGAUGAUGAACUUGUUCCUUCUAAUCUUCAAAAAACAAAAACUGAAUGCAGUGAGGAAGACGAUAAUGAUUGGUCAGAUGAAGAUUAUUCAGAGAUGUCUCCAAAGAACAGAGAGUUAUGGGACUCCUUCUUGAACAACAGUGAUCCCUACAGUCCACUCUGCUUUUCCUGCCCUGCUGAAGUAAAAGCUUCAGACAAUGUUCAUUGUGAUUAUGAAGAAUUUGUUUCUUGUGAUUCUCAAGAGACAGAAACUGAACGGAGUGAGGAAGAGGAUAAUGAUUGGUCAGAUAAAGGAGGAGAUUCAGAGAUGUCUCCAGAGAACAGCAAGUUAUGGGACUCUUUCAUGAACAACAGUGAUCCCUACAGUCCACUCUGCUUCUCCUGCCCUGCUGGACUGAAAAUAAAGGCAUCAGAGGUUAAACAAAAACACACACCUUCCAGCCCCACAGCCAGAGACGUUGAGGAGCACAAUCCUGACCAGAGUACAAAGGAAAGCGCUAAGAAGGUGUGUUUCAGUGAGGAGGUGACCAUACACACCCUCGAGGCAUGGGGCUUUGCAAGCCAGGCAGCACGAGACGGAUCGUGCUGGAUGAAGAUGGCAAUAGAUCGACUCCGUUUCAAAAGGAGAGUAGAGAUAGCUGGACAGCUCAUCAGCCCGUGCCUCACAGCUCAGCACAGAGCCAGAGUUUUGGACAGUCUGAGGAGCCACUCUGAUGGUAUUUUAGAUUGUGAUUGUGGUUAAAUAAAGAUUACAUGACCUCA